This is a messenger RNA of Oryzias latipes (Japanese medaka), 2965 nucleotides long. RefSeq lists its product as uncharacterized. The record is from RefSeq and is a predicted model, not a curated record. Gene Ontology annotation, biological process: regulation of transcription by RNA polymerase II. Gene Ontology annotation, molecular function: RNA polymerase II cis-regulatory region sequence-specific DNA binding; DNA-binding transcription factor activity, RNA polymerase II-specific. Lineage: Eukaryota; Metazoa; Chordata; Actinopteri; Beloniformes; Adrianichthyidae.
AGGGGAAGUCGCUGCUGUGAAAUCCACAGCAAGCAAAUACCAACCGAGGAGCAGGGACGAAAAGGAUUAUCCUUAUUUUUUAUUUUUUUAAACAAACACAAACAAAAAAGUCAUUUCGGAUCAUCUGGAUCAUUUAUUAAAAGCCAUCAGCAGAGAGGGGUGAUAAAGAAAACCGGUGCUGUUUGAUAUUUCCCUUUUACCUUUUUCCCUGGGACGCACGGACUUCUAAGUGCAUCAUUAUGUUGAACAAUAUGGAUUUGAAUUCGAAAGAUUCUUUCCACCCCCAAUUCGAGAACUGCAGCAGUUCCUCGUUGAUGGAAAACACUGCGCGGAAGGAUAACCAGGAGGUGUACGUCGAUGGAGAACGGGGAGUACCUGCCCAGUUCGGCCACGAAGGAGCCCCCGCUGCCCUCAAAACCGAGGCUUCAAACUCGGAAUUUGCCUUCAACCCAUGCGAGUGCCCAAAAGACACCUACACCCCUUCCUCGCUUGCCUACUCCGGCAGUUUUUAUGUCGAGGCAUCUCAGGGAGCGCCGUGCAGCACGGAAACACUCCUCAAUAUGAUCACGGAGAUCGUGGGCAUCUCUACGCUUCCACUUUCAGAAGUGCACCAGAGCGGCAACAGUCGGGGAACUUAUCCGUCGCCUGCGCCCUUGGAAAGCGGGGACGACAGUUUUGGGGACUCGGGCGUGAAGAGGCAGCCUUACACCUGCUCCGGACCUAACCCCCCAGUUUACUCCCCGGACCAGAAUUGCAGGAGAUACACGGAUGAUCAGCCCAGCAGCCAAGUUCCAGAUCCGUCCACUUCCCUGCUCAGCUUCGGGUCUCCACGUGCUCCAAACCCGAAGAAGACUGAGCCAAAAUCGGAAGCUGCCACGUUCCCAGUGGUGGUCAAGAAUGAGUUUGAGAGCAGCUGCUAUGAGUGGGGAGCUUUCAGCAAGUCUGAGUGUUUGGAGUCAACUUUCCAAGGGGAGACAUUCCCAAUGUCCAGUGACUUCCCCCCUGACCAGCAGGUGGAUGUUAAGGACCUUUUAGACACGUUUCACCCAAUCUGUGCCAACCCAGAAAUGGAGUUUAAAGUAGAAGGGGGGAUCAAACAGGAGCCCUGUUUCUCCGACACCUGUUCUCAGAGCUACUCCAGUCCCCUCUACAACAAUUACCUCCCCCCACCCCCAGUGGGACUCUCCAACAUGAAACCCUUCCCCGAGCCCCCUCAGCCAUCCAACCAAUGCGACUCUUUGUACAUCUCACCAGCCAUCCCGAGCACAAUAGACUCGCUCCUGUACUCUUCCCUGAUGCCAGAUUCCUUUGCACAAAGUUACAACAACCGUCCGACGAAGCCCCCCCGGGCCAGGAAGAGCCCCGCCGCCUCCCACGGCCCCGCCAAAGAGAAACCCUUCACCUGUCCGAUGGAGAGCUGCGACCGGCGCUUUUCCCGCUCAGACGAGCUCAACCGGCACAUCCGCAUUCACACGGGCCACAAACCCUUCCAGUGCCGCAUCUGUUUGCGCAGCUUCAGUCGGAGCGACCACCUCACCACCCACACCAGGACUCACACCGGCGAGAAGCCGUUCUCAUGCGACGUGUGCGGCAAACGCUUCGCGCGCAGUGACGAGAGGAAGCGGCACGGACGCGUGCACCUGAAGCAAAAGGAGAAAAUGGAAAUUAAGCCGCAGGUGAACGGCGGCGCGUGGCCAUUUUCUUUACCGGAGGGGAUAUGAGAACGGGAGCUGUGUCCAUUUACGCACGCACACACACACGCACAUUUAUGGGCCUUCUGGGUCUGUCCGUCUUGGAAGACAAGCCAGGUGACCACCAGUCAACCUCUGAGCAGCUUUUGUCUGGAAAUACAACUCACGAUGUGUAGAGUUUUUAUAGGAGCAGAGAGGAGAAAGGAGCACAGUUCCUGCCUUUCUUGCCGCAGCCGCGCACAAGUUGUCAAAGUGGGGGAACCGCUACACAGAGACUUGUUGCUUUUCAGUGGAGCCAAACCUUAGCUCUGCAUUGCAUGACUGCAGUUUCAGCACCUCUUCAGCUGGACAGCUCCUCCAUCCAUCCGCCUUUGAACAUGGAUGGAUUGCACUUACAGAACCAUGUUAUUAUUAACUCCAUUUAGGAUUCUUAUUUUCUGCAUUUAGCAUUCUUAGAGCAAUGGGUUUAGACUAUAUUUCUUAAGAUGCAUGUUUAUGUUAGUUUUUUAAAUUAUUAUUAUUAUUUGACUGGAAUAUAACCUUCUGUUAAGCUUACUCCUUUGCUUCACAGUAAAGGUGUUUGACCAUAAAGCUGUCCACCUUUGAACAACAAAACGUUUGUUUUUUCCUCUCCUUCUUUUGGCCGUCAGUGUUUCCUGUCAUUAGUCUUUGUGUUGUGUUCCAAUCGUUUGGAUUAUUACAGUUGUGAAAGAUUUAUCAUAAAUGGAAAAAUAAAUAGAUUUGUAUCACUGUACUGCUUUGUAUUUUUUUAGGAGACUGUAUAUUUUGAAACUGGUAUAUUCCUAGUGUCCUUUUCUUAAAGUGAAAUGUGAAAUCAAUCAUGAAUGAGGUCUUUUGGUUUUUAUGGAGGGCUACUGUUUCGUAACAAUAUUUUAAAUGUGAAACUUUGAUAUUUCGAGACAUUUUCUUUGCACGUCCUCCCAUUUUUGGUGUGAUGAGAGUUUUUUUUUAAUUGUUGAAUUACUGAUUUUAAAGGGAACACACUCCAGUUGUGGUACAGCUUUUCAACUGAAUGUACAGACUUCUAUUUGCUGGAAAAGGCUUGCAAAUCACACAAACAUUGCUUUUAAGUAAUCAGGUAGCACACAUUGCUGCGAGUUUUUGUGGACUUUAUGUCGGAAAAGGAAAGGGUUUGACCUCGUAAUGUCUUUUUGAUGGGAAUAUUGUACACAAAAUGUUUUACUUUAGUAAAAAAACAAGUAAAAAUAUAUUAAUGUUGGUGAAAUUUUUACCAACAGGCCAUUGCAAAAAAA